CUUCACGUUCCUCGGGUCUCUAUAUUACUGAGUGCUUCCGUUUCGUCAAGAUUACCCUUGGACCCUCCACUUACCACUCCUCCUUCGUUUUCCUCUUCUCUCAUUUCUAAGUUUCUGGGUUUUCUUUCUCAAACAUAAACCCUACUCAACAUAUAUAUCUUUUCUCUCAAAAUUCAAACUUUUGUUUUGGUGGUCUUCGUCAAACUUGUCUCCUUUUCCAAAAAAAACGCCUGAAUUUAAUAAUCUUCCGACAACAUUGUCCUCUUCAGCUUCUUUCCUUUUUAAAAAAAACACAAACUCUUUUUUUUUCUGUCAGUUCAAUAAAUCUCAAACCUUUGACCAUGGCCGGUACCGGAAAAUCACGACUCGUCGACGGUGACGGUUCCGUCGGAGUACAGAUCCGACAAACCCCUCGACUCCCCGACUUUCUCCAAAGCGUGAACCUCAAGUACGUAAAACUAGGUUACCAUUACCUAAUCUCAAACCUCCUAACACUCUGUCUCUUCCCUCUCGCCGUCGUUAUCUCCGUCCAAGCCUCUCAGACCAACCCCGAAGAUCUCCGCACUCUCUUUCUCCACCUCCAGUACAAUCUCGUCAUCGUCAUCACCUGCUCAACGAUCCUCGUCUUCGGGCUAACCGUCUACGUCAUGACAAGACCAAGACCCAUUUACCUAGUCGACUUCUCAUGUUACCUCCCUCCUGACCACCUCAAAGCUCCCUUCACUCGCUUCAUGGACCACUCUCGUCUCACCGGAGACUUCGAGGACUCUGCUCUCGAGUUCCAGCGCAAGAUCCUCGAACGGUCUGGUUUGGGAGAUGAGACUUACGUCCCUGAGGGUAUGCAUCACGUUCCCCCGAGGAUCUCUAUGGCUGCUGCUAGAGAAGAAGCUGAGCAAGUCAUGUUCGGUGCUUUAGAUAGUCUCUUUGUGAACACUAAUGUGAAUCCUAAGGAUAUUGGGAUCUUGGUUGUGAAUUGUAGUCUCUUUAAUCCGACGCCGUCUUUGUCUGCGAUGAUUGUGAAUAAGUAUAAGCUUAGAGGGAACAUUAGAAGCUAUAAUCUCGGUGGGAUGGGUUGCAGCGCGGGAGUUAUAGCGGUUGAUUUAGCUAAAGAUAUGUUGUUGGUACAUAGGAAGACGUAUGCGGUUGUUGUCUCCACGGAGAACAUAACUCAGAACUGGUAUUUUGGUAAUAACAAAGCGAUGUUGAUACCGAACUGUUUGUUUCGUGUUGGUGGCUCCGCGGUUUUGUUGUCUAACAAGUCUAGUGACAAGAGGAGGUCUAAGUACAUGCUUUCGCAUGUGGUGAGGACACACCGUGGAGCAGACGACAAGGCUUUCCGUUGUGUUUAUCAAGAACAGGACGAUACAGGGAGGACAGGUGUUUCUUUGUCGAAAGAUCUGAUGGCUAUUGCAGGGGAGACUCUCAAAAUAAAUAUCACCACGUUGGGUCCUCUUGUGUUGCCGAUAAGCGAGCAGAUUCUUUUCUUCACGACGCUUGUUGUGAAGAAGCUUUUCAACGGUAAGGUGAAGCCGUAUAUUCCGGAUUUUAAACUUGCUUUCGAGCAUUUUUGUAUCCAUGCUGGUGGAAGAGCUGUGAUCGAUGAGUUGGAGAAGAAUCUGCAGCUUUCGCCGGUUCAUGUUGAGGCUUCGAGGAUGACUCUGCAUAGGUUUGGGAACACGUCUUCGAGCUCGAUUUGGUAUGAGUUGGCUUAUAUUGAGGCGAAAGGGAGGAUGAGGAGAGGUAACAGAGUGUGGCAGAUUGCGUUUGGGAGUGGGUUUAAGUGUAACAGUGCGGUUUGGGAAGCUUUGAGGAAUGUGAAACCUUCUAAGAACAGUCCUUGGGAAGAUUGUAUUGAUAAGUAUCCGGUAACUUUAAGUUAUUAGGGGUUCGUUUGAGGAAUUUGGGGUUUGAUCUUUGAAAAUGUUAAUUGUUCUUGUUGUUUUUUUUUAAUUAUGUUUUGAGAGAUUUUGUGAUGUUUUGAGUUACAUUUCUUGAGCUCAUGUGUUGAGAUCUUAGUUGUGUAAUGAAGAAUUCACAAACAAACAAAAAACUGCAAAGUAAGAUGAUGGUCUUGUAACCUUAACUACCGGUGAAAACCAUGUUGGAUUGUGU
Eruca vesicaria subsp. sativa (arugula) is the source of this 2112-nucleotide messenger RNA. The record is from the annotation of a GenBank genome assembly. Lineage: Eukaryota; Viridiplantae; Streptophyta; Magnoliopsida; Brassicales; Brassicaceae.